Messenger RNA from Sphaeramia orbicularis (orbiculate cardinalfish), 1073 nucleotides. RefSeq names its product NME/NM23 nucleoside diphosphate kinase 4 (gene nme4). The transcript is spliced from 5 exons. The record is from RefSeq and is a predicted model, not a curated record. Gene Ontology annotation, biological process: GTP biosynthetic process; UTP biosynthetic process; CTP biosynthetic process. The coding region runs from base 35 to 625 and encodes 196 amino acids. Gene Ontology annotation, molecular function: nucleoside diphosphate kinase activity. NCBI's taxonomy places the organism in Eukaryota, Metazoa, Chordata, Actinopteri, Kurtiformes, Apogonidae.
CACACACACACAUACACACACACAGCCUCAAAACAUGAUCAUCUUCCAGCGGUGCAUCUUCAAGAGAGUCCUCCAGCAGUUUUAUGCAGGGAGUCAGGAAACCAGUGGAAGUCUGCUGCGUGGACUCCCCACUCUGAACGGACACAGGAGCGAAUCAAACCUUGCAGGAGUGAGGGAGCGGACCCUCAUAGCUGUAAAGCCCGAUGGGGUCCAGCGUCGUCUUGUUGGACAAAUAAUUCAGCGUUUUGAGCUGCGCGGCUUCAAACUGGUUGGUCUGAAAAUGCUGCAGGUUUCUGAAGACCUGCUGUCUCGGCACUACAGUCAGCUCACGGGGAAGCCAUUCUAUCCCGACCUGGUCAAAUACAUGACUUCAGGACCUGUGGUUGUCAUGGUGUGGGAAGGGUACAAUGCAGUGCAGACGUCACGCGCUAUGGUCGGACUUACUAACCCAGCAGAUGCCCAGGCUGGUACAGUCCGAGGAGACUUCAGUAUCCACGUCAGCAGGAAUGUGGUUCACGCAAGCGAUUCACCGGAGGGGGCACAAAAGGAGAUCCAGUUGUGGUUUCAGGGACAAGAGCUACUGAACUGGGACUGCUGCUAUCACAACAUCACCUGUGAACUGUGAAUCCACUGAGAGUCAGAUGCAGUGAGAAUCAUUUGCACUACCUCUUCUCCUGGUGCUCAUUAUUCUGUCUCCUCUGACAGAUUAUACAAUGUCAUUUACUGGCACACACUGUAGUGGGUGUAUUGAACAAGAGCCACAUUAACAGAAUCCACCCUCUUGUCUCAGGAUUACUCGAGCUUUGUUAUCAUUGGUAUUUAGUCUGUUGGAGUGUGUUGAUAUUUGAUGUAUAUUAUGAAUAACUGAGCCAUUUGAAGUCAUGGGGAAUGAGGUUCAUGAAAUGUGCACAACAUGUGUAAUUUUUCUUCCUUUUUGUUUUAAUUGAAGCUAGUGAAUUGACAGCGAUAUAUUCUUCAGAACAACAGUAAAUACUCAUGAUGAUGUGUAGAAAAGACUCCAGAGUCAUAGAAAAAGUCAGGACCGAAACUGUAUGUUUCAGUUAAAUAUAUUA